CACUGUUUAUUAUAAAUAGUUGCCGCUUCGUACCGAAAUCUUUUGUAACAUUUUGUGCAGCCUUCUAACCGCGGCAUUACAUUAAUAAUUAACCAUUGCUCCAACUACGCAAAUUAGCAAAAAACUGAAAAUGUCUAAACCUGCCUACAAAGUUGCUGAUAUUAAAUUGGCCGAAUGGGGUCGCAAGGCUAUUAUUAUUGCCGAAAAUGAAAUGCCCGGUCUUAUGGCUUGCCGCAAGAAGUACGGUCCUACCAAGGUUUUGAAAGGUGCCCGUAUUGCCGGUUGUUUGCACAUGACAGUACAAACUGCUGUACUUAUUGAAACUUUGGUCGAAUUGGGAGCUGAAGUUCAAUGGUCUAGCUGUAACAUUUUCAGUACCCAAGAUCAUGCUGCAGCUGCAAUUGCUGCUACCGGUGUUCCCGUAUAUGCCUGGAAGGGUGAAACCGAAGAGGAAUAUCAAUGGUGCAUUGAACAGACUUUAGUCUUCCCCGAUGGCCAACCUUUGAAUAUGAUUUUGGAUGAUGGUGGUGAUUUGACCAACCUUAUCCAUGAAAAAUAUCCCCAAUAUUUGCAAGGCAUUAAGGGAUUGUCUGAAGAAACCACCACCGGUGUCCACAAUUUGUACAAAAUGUUCAAGGAGGGACGUUUGGGUGUACCAGCCAUCAAUGUCAAUGAUUCUGUAACCAAGAGCAAAUUCGACAACUUGUACGGUUGCCGUGAAUCCUUGAUUGAUGGUAUUAAACGUGCCACCGAUGUCAUGAUUGCUGGCAAAGUAUGUGUUGUUGCUGGUUAUGGUGAUGUUGGCAAGGGUUGCGCUCAAGCUUUGAAAGGUUUCGGUGGUCGUGUCAUUAUCACUGAAAUUGAUCCCAUCAAUGCUUUGCAAGCUGCCAUGGAAGGCUAUGAAGUUACCACUAUGGAAGAAGCCAGCAAAGAAGCUACUAUUUUCGUUACCACCACUGGCUGUGUAGACAUUAUCACCGGUGAACACUUCUCAAACAUGAACGACGAUUCUAUUGUCUGCAACAUUGGACAUUUCGAUUGUGAAAUUGAUGUUACCUGGUUGAAUACCAACGCUGUCGAAAAAAUUAAUGUUAAGCCCCAAGUAGAUCGUUACACCUUACCCAAUGGUCGUCAUAUUAUUCUUUUGGCCGAAGGUCGUUUGGUCAAUUUGGGCUGUGCCCACGGUCACCCCAGUUUUGUUAUGUCCAACUCUUUCACCAAUCAAGUUUUGGCCCAAAUUGAAUUGUGGACUAAAUCGGAGAAAUAUGCCGUUGGUGUUCAUGUGUUGCCAAAGAUUUUGGAUGAAGAAGUUGCCAGUUUACAUUUGGAGAAAUUGGGAGUUAAAUUGACAAAAUUGUCGCCAAAACAGUCUGAAUAUUUGGGUGUCCCUGUUAGCGGUCCAUUCAAACCUGACCAUUACAGAUAUUAAGAAUUUAAACAUACAUACACAUUAAAUUUUAAGUUUAUGAUCUACUUGAAGCUUUUGUUUUAUCAAUAAAAAUUUGCAAAUUUUUCUUUUCUAAUAAAAUAGUAUAUUGACAUCUGAGAAAAUAAUAAA
Molecule: messenger RNA, 1558 nt
Organism: Calliphora vicina (urban bluebottle blowfly)
Lineage: Eukaryota; Metazoa; Arthropoda; Insecta; Diptera; Calliphoridae
Gene: Ahcy
Product: adenosylhomocysteinase
Exons: 5
Coding region: 131-1429 (432 amino acids)
Biological process (GO): L-methionine cycle
Cellular component (GO): cytosol
Molecular function (GO): adenosylhomocysteinase activity
Source: RefSeq, a predicted model, not a curated record